AUGUGGACGCGCAAGACCAUGGCCGCCAUCGUCGCCGACGAGGCAAGCGCCAAGCUCACUCGCCAACUGCGUCUAGUCGACUUGAUUGCCAUUGGCAUCGGUGGCACCGUGGGCUCGGGUGUAUUUGCGACGACGGGGCUCAUCAUUGCGCACUCGGCCGGGCCCGCCGCGGUUAUCAGCUGGGUCAUCGGUGGCCUCGUGUGCCUUCUCAACGGCGUUGCGUACAUGGAGCUAAGCUGUCUCGUACCAAGCUCUGGUAGCACCUACGCGUACGCGUAUCACGCGCUUGGUGAGCUUCCCGCGGCCGUCGCUGGGUGGCUUCUUUGCUUGGAGUACGGCAUUUCGGGCGCCGGCGUCGCGCGCAGCUGGGGCACCAAGGUCCAAGCCUACUGCGAAACGACGUUUGCACCCCGCACGUUUACUUGGCUCAACGAAGACUACUACAGCAUUGCGUCCGUGCUCGUGGAGAGCGCGUCCGUCAUCAUUGUGCUCCUCGGUGUCCCCGUCGGCACGCGCUUUGUGAAUGUCAUGACGACGGCCAAGGUGCUCCUCGUCCUCUUCAUCAUCUGCGCAAGCUUGUCCGUCUUUACAAUCUCCAACGUGACGCCGUUCUUGCCGCCACGCAAUGCCAGCAGCCAAUCGUACGGGCCACAAGGUCUCGUCGUCGGCGUAACCCAGGCGUUCUUUGGCUACAUUGGUUUUGACGAGGUGUGCUGCCUCGCCGCCGAGGCUUCGGACCCACGAACGGCCGUGCCAAGAGCCGUUCUCGGUACGAUACUCGGAACGAUGGUGCUAAGUGCCAUGGCGUCGCUGGCGCUCGCCGGGAUGCAGCCGUGUGCAAACGUCGUCGACUUUGCGUCGGCGUUCGAAGCCCACGGGAUGGUGACGACAGCGCACAUCGUUCGCGUCGGCGAACUACUCACGAUGCCGGUCGUCGUCUUUGUGAGUUUUCUCGCGCAGCCGCGCGUGACGUACGCAAUGGCCACCGAUGGCCUUCUGCCGCCCAUCUUUGCGCGCGUCGACGGCGACGGGCGGCUUCGUGAUGGCACGCUACUCACUGGCGGCGUCUGCACACUUCUCGCGUUUUGCGUGCCGUUUGAGCACCUCUGGGAGAUCAUCAGCUUUGCCAUUCUGAUCGCGUUCAACCUUGCCAACGCAUCUGUCCUGCUCUUGCGUGUCGACGACGCGCGUCACGUCGAUGUGGCAAGGACCGUGUGGGCGCUUUUGGGCUGUUCGGGCCUCGGGAUGUUUGCAUUCCAAUAUGGCCUCGGCCAGGACAAUGCUGUAUGUCUUGUGGUGGCGGUGCUGCUCUUGGCGGGUGCAAUCGUAGCGACGGCGCGCCUUGUCCACCCCGAGCCGCGUAAAGACACGUCCAUUUACCGUGCUCCAUGGUUACCGUGGCUCCCCGCACUCGCAACGACGCUCAACUGGUUCCUCCUCGCGCAGAUGACGAGAGAAACGAUCGUUCUCGGAUGUCUUUGGAUGCUUGUCGGUGCGGGCAUCUACUUUGCGCACGGCGCGCGCUACAGCGUCCACCACCAGACGCGUGUUUGUGUUGACGAGUCGUACGGCCUUGUGCGUGCAUCCACCAAGGCUAAAGAACCUGUCACAGACCAAACGCGCGUCCAUCUCAGAAUCUAG
Messenger RNA from Saprolegnia diclina VS20, 1641 nucleotides. RefSeq lists its product as hypothetical. The coding region runs from base 1 to 1641 and encodes 546 amino acids. Gene Ontology annotation, molecular function: amino acid transmembrane transporter activity. Gene Ontology annotation, biological process: transmembrane transport; amino acid transport. Lineage: Eukaryota; Oomycota; Saprolegniomycetes; Saprolegniales; Saprolegniaceae. The record is from RefSeq and is a predicted model, not a curated record. The transcript has a single exon. Gene Ontology annotation, cellular component: membrane.